CGCCUCCCUGACUUCAUUUCUUCACUUUUCCCUCCUCGUUGCGUUACUGUCGCGUGUCCAAGAGCUGGACGCUUGUUUUCCCUGUCUCCUUAUUCCUCUCCUUGCCUGUAUAGAAAACCGACGGCUGGCCAUCGUUCAUUCGCUGUCGUUGUGCCUCUCUCCACCUCCGAAUCGCAAAGUGAACAGUGCUCGACGCACAUUCUUCGACCGCUCUUCGUUCCUUUCUUUCACCGCCAGCGGUUAUAGACUCUGCACCUCAUCAUUUGCCUCGUUCACAUACCCUUUUCUGCAAUUACUCACACCAUCACCUGAAUGACGAAUCCGCUGCGAUCACCCUCUCAGAGGUCUUUUCGACUAUCCAACCACGGCUUCCAGCCGCUCUCUGGCAUACGCGACGACAUGGAUACCCGACCAGGCGACAUCCCGCUGCAGACUGUCGUCAGCCACACGCCUUCGCCGACUACGAGUCCCAGAGAUGAGAAGACAGAAAAGGGCGGGCUGUUCCAUGGCAGGUCCGGCAGGGGACGUAGAAGACUGGUGCAGGUCGACUCGCAGACAGGCGCUCCCAUGCCUCCCCCUCGCAUAACCGAGGAGAAGACAGCAUUGAACCGAAUGGGUAGGAUCUACACCAAGAUUCUGAACUACAGUCUUAUCACACGCUACAUCGUUUAUGUCACGCCAAUCGCUCUGUUGUUGGCUAUUCCCAUCAUUCUGUCACAGACAAAAACUAUCACAGGCUCAAUUGGCGGUGCAGAUCAGAGAAGGUUCUGGAUAUGGAUUGAAAUCAUUUGGCUGAGUUUCUGGGUGAUGAAGAUCGUUGCUCACUUCCUGCCUGCCAUCUUCGAAUUCCUCGUUGGCGUUGUUAGCCCUGGUGUUCGCAAGUACGCUUUGCUUUUGAGAGCUGUGGAACAACCCCUCUCUUUUGUUCUCUGGAUGAUCGUAAAUCAGGCUACGUUCCCUCCACUUUGCCGACCCAUCACUUCCAGAGCCGCGAACCCACCAGCAUGGAUCUCUAAGGUGCAAUCGGUCCUGCUAGCCCUUUUGAUCUGUACCGUCAUCAUCCUCGCCGAACGCGUUCUGAUCCAAUUGAUAAGCAUCAGCUACCACAGGAAGCAAUUUGACGACAAGAUCAAGGAGUCAAAGCGAAACAUCUACUUGCUAGGUGUCUUAUACGACACAUCGAGGGCUUUGUUUCCCGCAUACUGCCAUGAGUUCACCGAAGAAGACUACACCAUCCAGGAUGCAAUUCUUGAUCUAGGCCUUGGAAGCAAGAAGGGAACCAAGCACGGCCGCUCUGGUAGCAGCACCCCUAUGCGUCUUGUCCGAGAAGUUGGCCGCGACGUUGGGCGAAUCGGCGACAAGGUCACUUCAGUCUUUGGCACGAUUGCCUCAGAAAUGGCUGGAAAGAAAGUGUUUGAUCCGACUUCAGCUCACUCCAUCGUUUUGACCGCUUUGGAAAGAAACAAGUCGUCUGAAGCUCUAGCCAGGCGUAUCUGGAUGUCAUUUGUCGUUGAGGGCAAGAACGAACUGUACCAGGAGGAUUUAGUCGAGGUCAUGGGCGCUGGACGUCAAGAGGAGGCAGAAGAAUGCUUCGCUUCGCUGGACCGCGAUGGAAACGGCGACAUCAGUCUCGACGAGAUGAUCCUUACUGUGACCGAUUAUGCCAGGCAACGAAAAUCUAUCAACACGAGCAUGCACGAUGUUGAUCAGGCCAUCAACGCUCUCGAUGGUCUGCUCUUUACCAUCGUCUUCAUUGUCUGCAUCUUCGUCAUUGUUGCCUUCCUCAGUCCCAGUUUCGUCGGUACGCUGGCUACUUCUGCCACAGCCCUUCUUUCGAUGUCCUUCGUUUUCGCGACAACUUGCCAGGAGAUUCUUGGUUCUUGCAUCUUUCUGUUCGCCAAGCACCCGUACGACAUUGGCGAUCGUGUCGAUAUCUCAGCCGAGCAACUCACAGUCGAACACAUUGCCCUUCUCUACACUGUAUUCAAGCGCGUUACCAAUGGUAAGACUGUACAAAUCCCCAACAUCGUCAUGAACAACUUGUGGGUCGAGAACAUCACCCGAAGCAAGGCCAUGAGAGAGCAAAUCUCUGUGUUCUGCGAUUUCGGUACAUCGUUUGAAGACAUCAAUCUACUCAAAUCGGAGAUGAUCAGCUUUGUUCGGGAUUCUGCCAACAGUCGCGACUUCCAUCCUGAGGUUGAGGUCGAGGUCAUCAGCAUCGCGGAAAUGAACAAGCUCGAGCUUCAUGUCGAGAUUCGACACAAGAGCAACUGGUCCAACGAAUCCCUCCGCUCAUCCCGACGAUCCAAAUUCAUGUGUGCCUUGGUCCUCGCCCUUCGCAGGGUCCCAAUCAACGGUCCAGGAGGUGGAGAUGCUACCUUGGGAUCGCAAGCCAAGCCAACAUGGUCUGUCGCUGUUCCACCAGCUGAGGCGAUCUCAGCAUAUGAGAAGUACAACGCAAAGGCUGACGCUUCACGAUUGCGCCCUCUGAACACCGACAACGACGAGUACAACAAAGGCAAAUCAACUGGCACUGAUUACCUAGGAGUCAGUGUCGGAAAUGGCGAGGAUCAUGCCAUCAACGCUCUGAACAACCGUAAACCUGGAGUCGAUACCGUUCGCGACGAUACCUGGGGUGCUCGCGACGAUGCUAGUACCAUUGGACGACGCAGCACCGACACGCGACCCGAUCUCGACGAAGUGCGCGGCUUGUUGCGCCAGGCCAGCUCGGUGGGACGAAGGAAGGGAGGCACCACACUUUCACCCUAUGGUAGUCGUCUCUCGGUCGAACAGUCGCGUCCGCCACCGCUUCCCCUCUCCGUAGUACCGCAGACAUCGAACUUCGGUACCCAGAGCCAAUACGUACCACCGCCCAACGCACCUGCUCAACCCCAGCCAUCUCUUGCGCCGCGCGGCACAGCACCCGGCUCGCCAAGUUCAAUCUCAACUGGCAAUGUGGAGGAAUAUCAUUACCAGACUAUGGCCCCGCCACCACGUUCUCGCGUCCCCCAGGUCGAGGAGCCGGAUGAGGGCGAGAGGACGUGGGAUCCACGCGCAGCUAGCAAUUCGAAUAACCCGUUUCAGCAGAAGAGGGAAUAGACAAGAUUGAGGAGUGAUGGAAUCGAUAAACAGUGGAAUUUUGGAUAUUUAUGUAAUGCAUUUAAACUACUUAGACUUGGCCUUGGAGCUUCAGCAUCAGUGCUAGAUAAACAUUUUGGUGCAUCUUAUAGAAUUUCUAGUAGCUUUGCCCCUAGAUUGGGCGGCGAAAGAUGGAAUGAAAAAAGUCCUGAGAUUUGAUAUGUGUUGGUUGGUCUUGGUGCGUGAUUUGGAUGUUCUUUCUACUUGCUUUCACAAUUGUUUCUGUUAUGUGGUUUUUGCUGAUGAACGGUGUUGUUCUGGUCUCAUUCACAC
Dothidotthia symphoricarpi CBS 119687 is the source of this 3411-nucleotide messenger RNA. Its product is annotated as serine/threonine protein kinase-like protein. Gene Ontology annotation, cellular component: membrane. The transcript has 4 exons. Gene Ontology annotation, molecular function: calcium channel activity; calcium ion binding. The record is from RefSeq and is a predicted model, not a curated record. Lineage: Eukaryota; Fungi; Ascomycota; Dothideomycetes; Pleosporales; Dothidotthiaceae. The coding region runs from base 313 to 3099 and encodes 928 amino acids. Gene Ontology annotation, biological process: intracellular calcium ion homeostasis; calcium ion transmembrane transport.